Molecule: messenger RNA, 6006 nt
Organism: Cervus elaphus (red deer)
Lineage: Eukaryota; Metazoa; Chordata; Mammalia; Artiodactyla; Cervidae
Gene: SHISA8
Product: shisa family member 8
Exons: 4
Coding region: 4511-5710 (399 amino acids)
Biological process (GO): regulation of short-term neuronal synaptic plasticity; regulation of AMPA receptor activity
Cellular component (GO): dendritic spine membrane; AMPA glutamate receptor complex; postsynaptic membrane
Source: RefSeq, a predicted model, not a curated record
AGGAACUCCAAGCCUCGGGGUAUCAGGAAAGGGGCGGGGCCAGGAGCUGGUAGAAGGGGUGGGUCCGAGGCCCACCUGCAGGGAAAAGGCAGGUCGUGUAGGAGCAGGGCACCGAGAUAAUUGUAGACUCCAAACUCCGGACCGCCGCGCUCACGCGGGGUCCCCGUCUUCAAACGAGGCCCGAGGACCGCGACCCGAGCCGGAAGGGGUCCAAAUGAAGGGGCUUGGCCCCGACUUUGGGGAGAGGUGGCCUACCCGGCUCUGUCCCUCUCCUCCGGCUCGGCGCUGCGCGCUCGGAGCUGACCUCGGAGCUCUGUCCUAGGAACUGGCAUGCAGGCGGUGUUAGAGAGCACCUGUGCGGAGUGGAGGCGCGGUAUGGCCUCCGCCGAACACAUGUCCUCUCUGGGUCUAAGGUCACUGUGGGCAGCUCCAGACUUGCACCUUCGUUGCGUGCACGCGUGUUUGCGAAGGGAAGCUGAGCUCCAGCACCCAGCGCCAGUCCCCACCUCCAACCCCCCCUGCUCCCUCGAGACCUCAGGAGCCCGGGCGCAUCCCGUCCCUCCCACAGCUGGAGCCUGAGUCACGAACUGCCUCUCAGGGAGACAAAGGAGCCUCGGGUCCUCCCCUGCAGACCUCCCCCCCAACGUACAUUCUUCAGCAUCUGCACUAGCAGGGAAUCCAUGGUCCCUUGCAAUUGCAAUAUCUGCUUCUUGGGUAACCUUCCACCAUAGACGAAAUGGGAGCAAGAUGGGCUUGGCAAUGACUCACGGAGGGCACCCACGGUGGAAUAACCGUCUUAGCACAGCUGUGGUGGGGGCUCCCAAAAGGCUGCAGGCUCCUAUGUUUUUCGACCGGAGACCCGUUGGCCGCUCCCUGCAGCCCCGAGGAAGAAGAGCUAGCAGCCCAUCUUGCAGAUGAGAAAACUGAGGCCCAGAAAUGUUGAUCAGUCUUAUUAGAGUCAGAAUUCCAACUCAUAUUAGUCUGGAUCCAAAGUGAAGAAUAAAUAGGAGUUCUCAGUGUGAGGGGCUGGAAAGGCAUUCCAGGAAGAAACAACCUGUGGGAGGGCCCAGGGUUUCAUGGAGGAGUUGAUGUGCCAGGUGUUAGCACUGGGGGUACUGCCGGGCCUCUGGGCCGGGGGCCUCCAGCUGCUUUCUCUGUACUGAACUAGUCAGAAGGUAGGUUUGGGGCACACAAUGCAGGUUCCAGGCCAGACUCCGGCCCUCCCAGGCUGUGUGCCAAGUCAUUCCCCUUCCUGGGGUCUUGGGUUUCUCUCUAGAAAGGCUGGGCAGACUGGUUACCUACCACCUAGAAUCCGGAGGCUGAGGCCCAGGCCAGGUUCUUAAUGUAUAUCCCUGAUCUCUCCUCUCAGGACUCUGAGCCCUGCCCAGCCAAACCUGGGCACCAGGUGAGGACUCAACAGGGAGGGUUGUGCACAGGCACAUUCACACUGCCACACACACAUACGCACAUGCCCACCUGCAGUGAAAGCCCUCAUAGUCGUGCCAGCCCCAGAUGUGUACACACUCACUCAUGUUCUCGAGCACACUCAGACACCCACACACUCCAGAUCCCAGCUCUCGGAGCUGGGGGCAGGGCAGGUGCCCUUCAUGAACAGAGACUCGGCUCCUCUGCCCGCCCCGUGGAGCUCGCUGCAGAUGCCAGGGGUUAUUUUAAGCCUGGAUCAAUGGAUGACUUUUGGUGAUACAGGCUUGGGGGCGGCGGGCAGUGGAGAUGAGGGGCCGGUGCUCUGGAGCCUUGUCAUGGAGAGAGAUCCCAGGGUCCAGGGAGGGCAACUUGGACAAGGGGGUCCCCCCUUAACUGGACUGCUCCAUCUCUAGAUCCCCUUGCCAAGCACAUGGCUGGGCACCUGGGGGACGGUGUCAGCUGAGUGGACGGUCAGACCCCAGGCUCCACCAGUCAGCUGUGGUCUCUCUUUGCAUUUGCCCUCUCUGGGUCAUCCUCCACCCCAAGGCUGAAUGUUCACAUGGAGAGGGCAUUGAGUGCCUGGCACGGACCCAGUAGAUGUGGGCAUCUAUGGUUCCUGGCUGACCCCUAAGCCAGACUGAGAUGGGGAGGAAGCCAUGGGUGUGGGGAGGAGUUGGAGGUUGGACAUCAGUCCCUUGGGGCUAUGGUAUCGGGGUGUCUGGAAUCCAGCUCCUUCAUUGGAUAAAUGGAGACAUAUAUCCUGAUUGCGAUCAAUUUGGGGUGGAAGCUGGGCAGGGCAUCCAAUGAUGCCAAGAGAGUAGGUGCAGGAGAGGGGCCCAGGGAGGAGCACAGCAUUGGAAGACUUGCUCUGGGUCCAACAGGGUCAUGUUACCCAGGAAGAGGUCACAGUCCUGGGGAGCAGUGACAAGCCUCUUGAAACCUAGUGCCCAGCAAUAGGGUGGGAAAGAGGGCAGACGCAGUCACCCUCCGAGACUCAGUGACCCGGAGGGCUGCUUGGCAGUGUGUGUUGGGGGCAUGGAUACAAACUAGGCAGUCUGUGCCAUGGAUUCCAUUUUCUAGGAAUACCAGCUAAACAAGCAGCAAAGGAUGCACCAGAAAACACAAAGUCCUAAAGCAGAAUAAUAUACGGAAGGUUUGACAGCAAGGAGUAAAUGAAAAACCAGUUACAAAGCAGUUUGUAAAUCAUCAGUUUUCCCUGGUAAUGACUAAGGCAAUUUCAUUUUAUUCCUUUAUUCAUCUAUUUCCUUUUUUCUCUAAAAUUGUAAUAAAGCCUUUUAGUAGGGUAGGGUCUCCUGGGCUGGAUCCAAAGCAUGUUUGUGGGUGGAGGAGAGAGGAGCAGUCUGUUUUUGGCCAGGGCAUAAGGAAUGGGGGAGGGCUUUGUAGGGAGGUCACCCUCCUUCCUGUCUUAGCCCUGAAAUUAGCCUGUCAGCCCCUCAUCUCAUCAACAGAAAACCUGAUCCUCCUUUAAAUGUAAAUCUGUCUCCUUCCUACCUCCACCUCCUCCAUUUUUAUAAGCUGAUCCCAGUUACUGAGUGAAGACAGGAUGCAAGGGGGAGCAGGAAGGACGCAAGGAGCUCAAAUUCUUCAUCUGAAACUCGAGGCUAGAGUCACUUCAUUCAUUCAGCAGAUGUGGCAGAAGUCUGUACUGCGGGGACACCAGGGAACUGGCCCACGCAGUCGGUGCUCUCAUCUAGACAGUGGGAGGCCCCAUAUUGACCCCUCCCUGCCAGAAGAGACAGUUUCUGAUGUUAAAAUGAGAAACUGAGGCAGGGAAAAAACAAGGCACCUCACCUGGGUUGCUCGGAUCGCAUUGUGCAGUUAAAACAAACUUCACAAUCAUAACUGAGUAGUGCUCUGAGUAGGUUCCCUCCCGGGCCCUACCCCUACCCCCCGGGCUUGAGAAAGGACCUGAGGGUCCAGUGGGGACCAGGGCGAAGGGUCUGACAAGGGCUCUGCCCCAAGUGGAGUCCCUGAGGCUAAACCAAUCUCCUCCCUUUCUCACCUGGAAUGGCAGGAGAGAUCCAGGGAGCGCCAGACUAGGCCAUGUCCAUCGCUCAUAGGCGUGUGGUCACCGCAGGACCCCAGCCCAGCGUCCAGGAAGUUCUGGGACCCAGAUUCGUGUCCCAGGGUUAACACUGAAUCCUAGGCGGCCUGGAGAGAACCUAAACUUGGCCCUCUGCUGCGGUUCUGCUGGAAGUUUCCUUCCCAUUUAACAGCCAGAAAAUCGAGGCGCGCAGAAGGGAAUGGCCCUGCCUCAAGCCACACUUGUGUCUGGAUCGGAACUGGCGGAGGGCACGGGGAGGACGGGGUACAACAGCGACCCGCCAGGGCUUCCCGGUCCCUUCAGUCCCCGCACCUGUAAACACAUGCGCUCCCGCGGCGGGCCUAGUGUCCGAAGGAACAGUACCGAGAGCCUUGGGCUGCGUGCCCUGGAGCGCCCGAUCCGAGGACCGCUCGCGGCGGGCCUUUAGGGAGGGUCUCGGUGGGGCGCUCCGCCGGUGCGGGGCCCGCCGCGCCCCCGCCCUCCCGCCGCCGCGGCCGCGCUCCUCCCCCGGCCCUGCCUCCCUCCCGCCUGCCCUCCUUCCCCCGCUCCCUCCCUCCCCCGCCCGCCCGAGCCCGCGCGGAGCCGGAGCCGCAGCCAGAGCGCGGGCAGCGCGGAGCGGGCGGCGGGAAGGCAGUGGUAUCCGGCGGCCCGCCGCCCCCGCUAGGCCCGGGACUCGCACACCCGCCGGGCCGGGACCGCGCGCAGGCGAGGACCCGCCGCCCGGCCCGGGGUAGGGGCAGUCCCAGGGCGCCGACUGGCCAGCUCGGGUCCGAGGUGAGCCUCCGAAGAGUACGCGCCCACUGGAGACGCGGCCCCGCGAGGCCCAGACCGAACCCCGCCCCAGGACCUGGGGUCCUCGCGGGAGGCUGACGACACAGACGGUGUCUUCCAGGAGCCAGCGGCAGGGCGGCGAGGCGGGUGCGAUCCCAGCCGGCGCGGACCAGCGGGACCGGAGCGCGGCGGGAAGGAGCCGCGGCGCGCCGCCAUGCGCCGGGUGCUGUAGCCGAAGGCGCGGGCCCGAUGGAGCGGGCCGGGGUGCGGGGGCUGCGCGGCCGCCGCGGGCUGCCGGGGCUCGGGCUUGGGCUCUGGCUGGCGCUGCUGCUGGCGCGGCCGCCGUCGGGCCGCGCGGGGGCCCCCGAGGCGCAGGAGCCGGCGGCUCCAGGCACAGCGGCCCCAGCCGGGGGCGACCGCUGCCGCGGCUACUACGAUGUGAUGGGCCAGUGGGACCCGCCCUUCAACUGCAGCUCGGGCGCCUACAACUUCUGCUGCGGCACGUGCGGCUACCGCUUCUGCUGCCACGACGGGCCGCGGCGCCUGGACCAGAGCCGCUGCUCCAACUACGACACGCCGGCCUGGGUGCAGACUGGCCGGCCGCCCGCGCGCGCCCGCGACGCCGCCGCGCCCCGGGACCCGGGCCGCGAACGCAGCCACACGGCCGUCUACGCGGUGUGCGGCGUCGCCGCGCUGCUGGUGCUAGCGGGCAUCGGGGCGCGCCUGGGCCUGGAGAGAGCGCACAGCCCGCGCGCGCGGCGCACCGUGACCAGGACACUGACGGAGCUCCUGAAGCAGCCCGGCCCCCAGGAGCCACUGCCUCCACCUCUGGGCCCACCUCUGGGUAGCUGUGUCCAGGUGCAGAUGGGUGAUGGCCUUCCCCGGGGCUCCCCCCACAAAAGCACAGAUAAGAAACGCCCCAACAACGUGCCCCUGGGUUCGGUGACUGCGGGGCCCCCACGCGCACCCCGGCUGCAGGGCGGCGGCAACUUGACGCGGCAGCCCGACUUCGCCAAGUACGCCACCCUCAAGGCAGCCUCGCUCAAGGCCGCAGAGGCCUCCGCGCCAGAUUUCUACCAGCGUUUUCCCGCCACGGAACCCGCCCCGCUGACCCUCCCGGUGCGAGCCCGGAGGCCUCCCGAGGACUUGCCUGAGCUGCUCGACGCCUGCCCCUGGGCGCCCCCGGGCUACGCGCCCCCUGCCGGCUCCACCCCAUCGGGCCACUACAAGGCCUGGACCGCCGGCCGCCCAGUCCGGCCCGCUACCCGCGGCCACCUGGUGGUUCACGCCUCCCCGGCGCCGCGACGGGCGGGCCACGCGCCCCGGAGCCAGUUCAGCGUGGAGAAGCUGCCCGAGGCCUUCAGCCCGCAGGCCCCUGGCCUUUACGGCAGCGCGGUCCGCGGACCCCGGCACCUGAGCACCAACAGCAAAGCUGAGGUCACCGUGUGAAGAAGGGGCUGCCGAUUCUCUUGGAGGCGUUGCAGCGCCGGGAGCCCUCUUCUGCCCGGGAGACUUGCCACGGGCCUCAUCGGGUGGGCCCAGGCCGUGGAAGGAGGGGUGCCAGCCUUGAAGUCCAGCCCUUCUGCUGCCCAGACUGAACCAGGAGAAGCCUUGGAGUCUUGCAGGGCUGAGGCCCACUGGAUAAGGCCAGUGGUUCUGUCCUGGGGGCUCCUUGUGUAAGUAAACCCUUUUCUGUGACUCCCAUCCCUGAGAAUAAAGGGGCCCCAGCUUGGCUCUGAGAGGCA